Messenger RNA from Hermetia illucens (black soldier fly), 5941 nucleotides. Its product is annotated as ankyrin repeat and sterile alpha motif domain-containing protein 1B. Bases 1031 to 5050 code for a protein of 1339 amino acids. The record is from RefSeq and is a predicted model, not a curated record. Gene Ontology annotation, cellular component: cytosol. Gene Ontology annotation, molecular function: protein binding. The transcript is spliced from 19 exons. NCBI's taxonomy places the organism in Eukaryota, Metazoa, Arthropoda, Insecta, Diptera, Stratiomyidae.
UCAUAUUAUGCUGUACUAACUUCAAUUAGGGCGCUGGUCCUUAUCAUAUCUUAAAGAAACCCCCGUGAGGACUGUCCCGAUACAAAAAGGGACUAUUGUCGGAUUUGGCGCAUCUCAUUCUCAUUCGGAAAAUCUUAAGAAAAAUCUACCGAGUUUACUGAAGAAAUAUCAAUUCAGUAGUGUUGUUGCGUGCUCGGUACAAUUUUCAUUGGGUUAGGACACUUCAGUAAUAUAGCGCCGCUGCAAGGGAGAGAAAUUUGAUAAGAGAAUAAUAACACACCAUCAGAGCAGAUAUUAUUAUAUUUAGUUUGAAGUUUUCGUAACAGUUGAGAAGUAUCUGAUAAAUGUGUUGUUAUUGUUGUUGUCGUCAUUCAUUGUUGACUAAGGUGUUGUUUUGAGAUAUGCUUAAAGUUGGUAUCUAGUAUCUGGUAAAAUGUAAAUUGAGUCGAAAAAAACGGAUAUAUAGUCGGUCCAUAAUCUGGAAAACGAAGUACCAAUACGAAAACUCCAAUGACACAUUUUUACAUUCGAAAACUUCUUGCCUCUCUGGGCAUCGUAGUCGGUUAUCCUGAGUCAAUGCCUAAUGAGCCUUUCAGCAUACAAUCUGACAAGUCCUGUAAGGAUAGCAAACCGAGGAGGAGAGAAUAGCAAAAACGAUUACAGAUGUGGUGUGUCUUCUGAAAAUUUCAAAUCAAAGUGUCUUGUCCUUCUCAACUGUCUUCGUAUAAUCCUUAUAUGACUGGUGGGCGUGUUUCAGGCAAUUAUCCUUCAUUGAGCUUACAAAACAAGGAAUCUACACUAAAAUGUAGCACCGCAGUUAAAACCCCUCGGAGAUAACUCUGGCUCAACUUGACAUCUAAAAAAGAUACCAGAUUGUUUGAAACACAAAUAUAUUUUGUGGAAGGAUCGUGAUUUUCUAAGAAAAAUCAAUCAGAAACCUGGAAUACGUGUCAACAGGUUCGGUAGAAGAUAUCAUAAAAGGCUUGUCACAAGGAUAGGAAACGAGUGCAUUCGAACGGAGACAAUAAAAAUGGGCAAAGAUCAUGAAUUCUUGGAAGCUGCUCGUAGUGGCAAUAUAACUCUUGUUGAAAAGAUUCUAAAUCAAAAGGCAAAGCGAUCCGGACCAUUAGCAAGUCUUAGACGUGGUCCUGGUUCGAAUGUGCAGGAUAACAGCGGAUAUUCAGCGCUGCAUCACGCAACCCUCAAUGGUCAUGUAGAUGUUGUGAAACUUCUACUGGCACACGAAGCUUCCCCUAAUCUUCCCGAUAAUCGUGGUGCAUCACCUCUACAUUUAGCCGCAUGGGCAGGUCACCAGGAAAUUGUAAAAUUAUUUUUAACACACCCUCAUCGACCUGCCAAUCCAAACUUGCAGACUGUCGAUAAUGAAACUCCGCUACAUUUUGCCGCUCAACAUGGUCAUACCGGAGCCUUGACCACGUUGCUUGCCCAUGGUGCUGAUCCUAACGUAACAAAUAAUCGAAAUGAAACGCCCUUGGAUUUGGCAGCCCAAUAUGGUCGUUUGCAAGCUGUACAAAUGUUAAUACGUGCCCACCCAGAGCUCUUAGAACCAUUCAAGACGACCGCAAUGGUGUCCAGUGGGAAUACAGAUGGCUCAAGGAAUUGUCCGCAUCGUGCCAUGGUCAGUCAUUCACCCCUUCAUCUUGCCAGUCGUAAUGGACACAAAAGUGUCGUGGAAGUCCUGUUGGCGGCUGGUGUUAAUGUUAAUUUGUUAACACCUUCUGGGACAGCAUUGCAUGAAGCAGCUCUCUGUGGAAAGGAUAGUGUAGUAAGGACAUUAUUAGAAUUCGGAGCAGAUAUGGAUGCUACGGACAGCGAAAAUCGAACAGCUUUAGAUAUCCUUGAAGAAUUUCCACCGCAUGUGACAAAAGGGAUUGUAUCCGUUAUAAAUAGUCAUAGAAAUUCAAAUAUAUAUGAUAGUGAGUCGGACGACAUUGUUCGUGAAUGUAGCAAUAACAAACAUCAUAACCUGCAAGAUCAGCGUCAAUCCUACUAUCCACAUCGUCACUAUCAACAGCAACAUCACAAACAAUAUCAGCAGGUUAGCAGUAAUAAAAACAAUUUAGGUAGCUCAUAUGAAAACAGUUGUUCAUCACCGGUUCAUAACUAUUACAGUUCAUCACAUCAUGAAAUGACAAGCCCAUCAUCUUCUAUGGGUAGUUUAGGACCGCCUAGUCCACGACAACGAACAUCAAGUGGAGAUCUUUCCGAAUUCUAUGUUCCAAUGGAAAUUAAAAAAAAGAUUAAAUCAACGGCACCGAAAAAACCACCAAGACGUAAUCUCUCCGUAUCACCAACUCAUCUGAAUGAAUGCGGUGGGAAUAUAUCUCAUGGAGGACGAGAUGGAUGCAUGUCAAUGUCAGUUGAUGGUUAUACUCCGAUGGGUAAUCGUAGUGGUGGUUCAGGAUCAGAUUCUUCAUCAAAACUGCCAGGACAACAACAGGGUCCGGUUAACUAUGAGUAUAUAUUUUUGGCUCAUACAGGAAGUAAAAAGGAUAAUGCAGAAAUUCAAUCUAGAACAGGAAGCGGAGGAGGCGAUUCUGAUUAUGUACAGAUGAUGCCAAGACCAGAACCACGCACUUCACUUGCUCAUCCUUAUGAAAACACAACUUUAAAAUCAUAUAAUCCUAAUCGAAAACUGCGACGAAAUAGGGAUAACUAUGAACUAUUUAGUACAGAUAAUCAUCAUGUAAUAAUGCAUUCAACAUCACCAACUGGAUCAUCAAGUACAACAACACCUCAAAGCCCGACGAACUAUCAUCAACCCCCGACUCCUGAACAUCCACCCCCAACUGCAACACAAGCUGAAAAAUUCAUCCACGAACGUAUACGACCGCUAAAUCAGGAAUACAAACGUCGUUCCGGAAUUUUACAACAAACGCUAAUCAUGACUGAAUCUGGUACCUCACCCCCUGAACCACUAUGUCCAUCACUUUGUGCAAGUAGUGGAUCCUUAAGUUCAAGUAUAUCAAUAUCCGAUCGAAGUGUAUCCACAGAUUGUGUGGAAGAGUUUAUCGGUGAUGUGCCCUUUGCUGGCCUGUUCAAAGGAUCAACAAUGACAUUAAAUAAUGCAAGCAUGGGCUACCCUCAACAAUGUCGUUAUCAGCAAAACUAUAAUUAUACAGACGGUUCACUUGGAGGACGUCAACAACAUUUAGACCGCUCCAGGUUGCUUUCCAGUCAGCAUCAGUAUAACGACUUCCGUAUGGAAUACCAACAGAAUCGAUCACUAAGUUUCGGAGGAAUUAUAAACUCAUCCUUAGCCGAUCAGGAUGACGAAAUUCCAGGAACUAGUCGAGGAUACAAUAAUCCUCAAAAUAUACAUAACAUACUGGACCAACAUCUUCAACCGCAAUCACUCGUUCACGAACAUGGUUCGGUGGAUGGGUCCUUUUGUCAAGAAAUCUAUAAUCACGAUCAAAUUGAUGGAGGAUUCAAUCGAAAGGAGAAAACUGCUUCAGAUCGGGUAAAUAAUGAUGUUUUUAGUCCGUUUGAUGAAGAGGAAGCAUGGGCUAAGAUUUCCGAGAUUAUGGAGUCAUUUGGUAGCGGCAUUCUAACCGGUGAUAGUAAGCAUGAUGAUGACUGGAAUGAGAGUACUAUGAAACAGAACCAUGACAAUGUUGACAGUGGGCAUAAAAAGUCCUGUCGAAAUUCGAAAUACACAUCCUUAAGGCAGUUUCUGCAGGAAUAUAAUCUAGAACAUUUAGACAAUAUAUUGGUUGAUAGUGGAUUUGAUCAUAUUGAACAUUUGAAUGGUAUUCUCGACGAGAGCGACCUCAAUGCGAUGAAUAUCGCAGUUCAACCUGAUGGCCGAGAAUUGCUUGAUGCCAUUAAACAACUACCCCUUACACAAGCGCUACCCUCACUUCAUAAACACCACCAAGAACUACAACAAAAUAAUAAUAAUUCUAUAUUGAAUGUGGAUCAAUGGCUUCAGGAUAUCCAUUUACCGGAAUACGCGGAUAUUUUUAAACGGCAUCUAUGCAAAAAUCUCGAAGGUAGUUGCGGCAGUGGCUCUGUAGAUGGUUGUCGUGUUUGGGAAGUUGAACUACAAACCGUAUUGGAAAUUAGUAAAAUCGGUCAUCGAAAGAGGAUUUUAUAUUCAAUUUCAAAUAGCAGGAAGACCCAACCACAAUUAACUACAACAGCAUCAACAAUAAUCCAAAAACUGAAUGAUGAGCUUAGUUCAUUAGACACGAAUAUAAUGAGUGUGAAAGAUGAAUUGAAAAAUGUUUCAGCAACUUCGACCACAACAUCAACAACUGCACCCGUUUCUACAACGGCUGCAACUUCCACAACAAAUGCAGCGACAAUUAAGCAUAACAACAAAAAAAAUAGACCUGCACCGAAACCCCCAGUACGAGCAAACUCCUUAGAAAUUCGUGCUCCAUCUGAGUUACUGCUGGGUUUACCAAGCAAUCUACGAACACAAUGGCGACAUCCGGCCAGCGUGCUGAUCACCAACUCUGUAACAUAUGAUGUUUAUUAUCUAGGAUCGACUGUUGUUAAGGAACUACGAGGAACAGAAUCUACACGGAAAUCUAUACAAAAAUUGAAACGUGACAAUCGCUCAUGUAAUGGUAGCAAUAAUGUAACAAAUAGUGGGGGUAUGGUUAGUAGCGUAGGUUGUGGCAGUGGCCCUAUUUCUGGGCCAGCUAGCGAAUUCCAAUUAUCAUCAAGUUGCUUGAGUCAACAGCCAAGACAACGAAAGCAGCUAGUUCGUCUAUCAAUAUCUCACCGAGGGGUUGAAUUUAUCAAUACAGAAUCUCAUAACACAAUAUGCGAGCAUGAAAUCCGGAACAUAAAUUGUGCAUGCCAAGCGGCCGAUGAUCUGAGCCAUUUCGCUUAUAUUACAAAGGAUGCAGAUAUGAAUAUUCACUAUUGUCACGUAUUCAAUGCUGAUUCCAUGGAUCUAGCGACUGAAAUCAUACUAACACUAGGACAGGCCUUCGAGGUGGCCUAUCAAUUAGCAUUACGUGAAGCCUCACCGAAAAACCUUAUCAGGACAUCAAUGUUUGAAGUAAUAAAGUAGAAAGGCUGACUAUGCGCGUAGCUAGCGCAUGAUAUAUCAACCACAGGCGAACAUAUGUUUGACGGAUAUUUGCAGGAUCUGCAUUCUCCACUUAAGGUUUUUCUGUAUAUAAAAGUUUAGAUUUUUCUUUCCCAUUUUCUUUUUGGUUUAACCAGGAAGCCAUAAGUGAUAUUUUUUUUUUGAAAAUUUUAGGAAAUGUUUUUACUAUACAGAAUAAAAAUUUUGUUAAACGUUCAAUUUCACUAUAGUUGUAAGGAUAUUUGUUGUUUUCCAAUUAUACUUUAUUAGUGUUAUCUUUUCAAUCUGUGGAGGAAAUUAGAUUAAUGGCAAUUUGCCAGUACUAUCCUUGCGAUGAUUAUAAAUACAAAUUCUGCGGAACAGUUUUCAUUAGUUUUUGGAAGCUUUCAAGUGGGAAAAUUGCUCAAAGAAAUUUUAGAAGAGAUACUAUUGUUAUUGUUACUAAUGUCGAUGAUUUUGAUGAUAUAUAAAAUAAAAUAUUGUAUUUCGAUAUAGUCAUCGUAUAAGAAUAAAAAUUAUUCACGUAAUUUCGACUGUGGUCUUCUCAAAGAAGUCGCAGGAACUUCAAAUUGCUUUGUAAACUUCGAAAAACUAAUCUGAUUUAUCUUUCACUGAACGGUUACUGAAACCUACAUUCCCCCCACCUUCUCAAAUUCAGAUACUCGAAAUCUAUAAACAUUAAAACUGUAAAGAAAUGGAACUAUAUAGGAUUUUAUAUUGACUGUUGGAAUUCUCUUUGAAGAAUCCUCCCUCAACUCUGAUUCGUUUCCAAUGUUCAAUGGAAUAGUCUUCUUAAAAAAAAAUUUCAAUACAAAAAAUUAAGUAAAAUAUUCAAAAAUGAUAUUAGAUAGGAACAGGAGGAAUAAACACAGC